AGAGUUAUUAUUGACGGCGGCGAUUGUUUGUGUUUAUACCUCGCCGGAGAUUUGUAGUUAUCGUCUACUUCAAGUAAUUGGUUGCUUGAGUAGUCGCGGUUGGUGAAAUCGUUUGAUUAGGUUUAAAUCUAGAUGAAAGCUUUGAGAAGGAUUCAAACGACGUCUUCGUCUUCUAAUCCUUCAUCGCCAUUAUCAUCUCCUCCUUCUUCUUCAUCAUCUUCGUGGAUCCAAAUACGUUCUGCUCUCUUCGUUGUUGCUUCUUCAUCUCCUGCUUCUUGUUCUUCUUCUUCUGAUCGGCCUCGUCUUAAAUCACCAUGGUCUCGGAGGAGAAGGAAAAGGCCUCUCAGACCUCAGCAAUGGAAGAGAUUUUUUACUCCUGACGGUAGACUUCGGAAUGGAGGAGUGGAUUUGUUGAAGAAAGUUCGGAGUAGAGGUAUUGAGCCGAGCAUUCGGCUGGAGGUGUGGCCAUUCCUUCUUGGAGUGUAUGGUUUUAAUAGUUCCAAAGAAGAGAGAGUCACUAUAAGAAACCGGAGAAGAAAGGAGUAUGAGAGACUACGUAGGCAGUGCAAACGGCUUCAAAAACACAAUAACGGGACUCGUAAGUUAAACAGGGGCAGUGAAACUAUGGAAGAUGAGUAUGAUUGGCCUCAAGUUCAAGACACUGACAGUUCAUGUUCUGAUGAAGUUGUCAGUGCCCGUGAGUCUCUCUCGAGUGAUGAAGACAUCACUGAAGAUAUUGGGUACAUGAGUGAAGUUUCAUGUACAGUUGAGAGGGAUGACGGUAGUAGUUCAAGACGAAUCACCAAUGCUACUAUCUCUACACUCAAUUCCGAGUCAUCAGAUUCAGAUUCUUCAAAUGGGAGUGAAGUCGUACAGGUCUUUCAAUCUUCUGCUACUCCAGAUGUGAAUAGUACAUAUCCAGCCAGCUCAUCUAUCCCCCGGACAGAAGAGGAUUUUGUGACAUGGCAGCGUAUUAUUCGUCUAGAUGCUAUGCGUGCUAAUUCAGAGUGGACCCCCUAUUCUCCAUCCCAGGCAGUUAUAUCUGAGGACAGAGCAUGUCGUGCCGCUGAAGCGGUUGGGUUAAAAGAUUACAAUCACUUGGAACCAUACCAAAUAUUUCAAGCUGCACGGCUAGUUGCUGUGCUUGAAGCUUAUGCUUUAUAUGACCCUGACAUCGGGUAUUGCCAAGGAAUGAGCGAUCUUCUCUCUCCUAUACUCUCCGUAAUCCCUGAUGACCAUGAAGUCUUUUGGUGCUUCGUCGGGUUCAUGAAGAAAGCUCGUCACAAUUUCAGACUGGACGAGGUUGGAAUCAGAAGACAACUCAACAUAGUCUCAAAGAUAAUCAAAUCUAAAGACUCUCAGCUUUAUAGGCACCUGGAGAAACUCCAAGCAGAAGACUGUUUCUUUGUAUAUAGAAUGGUGGUUGUGAUGUUUAGACGGGAGCUGACACUCGAUCAGACGUUAUGUCUAUGGGAAGUGAUGUGGGCAGAUCAAGCUGCAAUCAGAGCCGGGAUGGGAAAAUCCGCAUGGAGUAGGAUAAGGCAACGUGCACCUCCCACAGAUGAUUUGGUGCUCUAUGCAAUAGCGGCCUCAGUGUUGCAAAGAAGGAAACUUAUAAUAGAGAAAUAUAACAGCAUGGAUGAGAUUUUAAGGGAGUGUCAAAGUAUGGCAGGGCAAUUAGAUGUGUGGAAGCUCCUAGAUGAUGCACAUGACCUCGUCGUUACUCUACACACCAAGAUUGAACAUUCAUUCUCAUAAAAUUUUAUCUUUUCUUCCGCGGGUUUUGAAGAUCCUGCGACUAGUCUAAAAAGGUGGAUUCCCCGGUUCCGUGGAGGUCCGAAUUGGGCCGUGAGCUCUAUCUGA
This is a messenger RNA of Arabidopsis arenosa, 1863 nucleotides long. The record is from the annotation of a GenBank genome assembly. Lineage: Eukaryota; Viridiplantae; Streptophyta; Magnoliopsida; Brassicales; Brassicaceae.